Necator americanus (New World hookworm) is the source of this 273-nucleotide messenger RNA. RefSeq lists its product as uncharacterized. Lineage: Eukaryota; Metazoa; Nematoda; Chromadorea; Rhabditida; Ancylostomatidae. The transcript is spliced from 3 exons. The coding region runs from base 1 to 273 and encodes 90 amino acids. The record is from RefSeq and is a predicted model, not a curated record.
AUGUUAAAACAUCAUUCUGUGAUAACUAUUGGGAGGAACCAGGAGGAAUACCCAUACUUCGAGUAUGCUCCCACCUCAAUCCUAACCGCUACCUACACAGCUCUUAAACCGGGAACUACAUCUGCAUCCGAUUUCGGACGAGUUUCUCCGCUCAGCGAAGCUUUAUCGAUCGGCGGGCGCAGUUUCAAUGCAGAAGCAGAAUGUCUACAGGAAAUGUACUAUGAACAUUGCCCAUGUUCGACUGUCUUUGAAUCUCGGCAUGUUGAAACGUAG